Molecule: messenger RNA, 2413 nt
Organism: Lactuca virosa
Lineage: Eukaryota; Viridiplantae; Streptophyta; Magnoliopsida; Asterales; Asteraceae
Source: the annotation of a GenBank genome assembly
CACCAUCUUUGUUGGUUUGGGUCCGUUGUUGUCCAAUGAACGGUUGAGUACGUGACUACGCAACGCAACUUCAAUACAAUUUCCCCAAAUCUUCAAAUUACUUCACCCUACGCAUACAUCCGACGGGGAAAAGGUUUAUACACAAAAAGAUUCAGCUUUUUCAUUGGAAAACAUAAAAGGGUUUUGCGAAUUUACACAAAUAAAAAGCUUCGAUCUUUUUCGCUCUAGGGUUGUAUCGUCAUCGCUUUCGAAUUUUUAUCGAGAUCGAAUUCCUCAGUAUUUUUGUUCGAUUUGAUUCACAUUAGGGUUCAUUGCAUUCCAUUCGAAUUCUUUUAUUGGUUUCGAAUUUCUUAUGUGCAUGAGAAUGCUUUCGGGCUUUUGAUGUAAAACAUUUGCUCUUGGAGAGAAGUCCAGCCUGAGCUCUAAUAGAGUUUUGCUACCGAUCUUUCCAUCUUCGGUCAGACAUAACUUUUUGUUGUAAUUUAGAGCUGAGGGUCCUACGAAAGCUGUUCGAUCUGAGUUUUUUUGUAUCUGUAUUUAAUUUUAAUCUCCCAUUCCUGGGGUAAAAGUCGGAAAUUUAGCUUAAUUUGAUUACAAGCGGAAAAGAGAAUGGCUGCUUCAGGAAUGGAUUAUGGCCGGGAAGGUGGUGGUGCAGGAACAAUUCUUACACCAGCGAGGUUUGUAUGGCCUUACGGGGGAAGAAGUGUAUACUUAAGCGGUUCUUUUACAGGGUGGUCUGAGCACUGGCCAAUGACCCCCGUUGAGGGAUGCCCUACUGUGUUUCAAACCAUAUGCAGCUUACCACCUGGUUACCAUCAGUAUAAAUUCAUUGUUGAUGGUGAAUGGAGGCAUGAUGAACACCAACCUUUUGUAACUGGUAAUUAUGGUGUUGUGAAUACCAUACUCUUAGCUAGGGAGCCAGACUUCACUCCUUCAGUCUUGACCCCACAUACAACUUCUGGUUCAAGCAUGGAUGUUGACAAUGAGGUCUUUCAGAGAGUGGUUAGGGUUUCAGAUUGUACAUCACAUGACCCGUUGACAAGGAUAUCAGAUGCUGACCUGGCAGUAUCCCGUCAAAGGAUUUCUGUAUUCCUGUCUACACAUAUGGCAUAUGAACUGCUCCCUGAGUCUGGCAAGGUUAUUGCCUUAGAUGUUGAAUUGCCUGUAAAGCAAGCAUUUCAUAUCCUUUUUGAGCAGGGAAUUUCAACAGCUCCUCUUUGGGACUUCAGCAAGGGUCAGUUUGUUGGUGUUUUAAGUGCACUGGAUUUUAUUUUAAUUAUGCGAGAGCUUGGUAAUCAUGGAUCCAAUCUAACAGAGGAAGAACUUGAGACACAUACAAUAUCUGCUUGGAAAGAAGCAAAGUUAUAUCUAAGCAAACAAACUAUUGAUCAGGGUAAAAUAUUUUCUAAAAAACUAGUUCGGGUGGGACCCGAUGAAAACUUAAAAGAUGUGACAUUGAAGAUACUGCAAAAUCGUGUAGCUACAGUUCCUGUAACUCAUUCAUUCUCAGAUGAUGGUUCAUAUCCACAACUAUUAUAUCUUGCUUCGCUUUCUGAAAUAUUAAAACUUGUUUGCAGAUACUUUAGACAUUCUACAAGCUCAUUGCCUAUAUUGCAACUUCCAAUUUGUACACUUCCUUUAGGAACAUGGGUUCCAAAAAUUGGAGAAACAAAUAGACAACCAUUAGCAAUUUUGAAACCGAAUUCUUCUCUAAGUUCAGCACUAAAUUUGUUUGUGCAAGCUGAAGUUAGCUCAAUUCCUAUUGUUGAUGAUAAUGACUCGUUGUUGGAUGUAUACUCUCGAAGUGAUAUUACUGCUUUGGCAAAAGAUAAAAUUUAUACGCAUAUUAACCUUGAAGAAAUGACUAUUCAUCAGGCUUUGCAGCUGGGACAAGAACCUUAUGCUUCUCAUGGUGGGACCCCACAAAGAUGCCACAUGUGUCUACGCUCAGAUUCUCUGCAUAAAGUCAUGGAAAGAUUAGCAAAACCAGGGGUAAGACGGGUUGUGAUUGUGGAGGCUGGAAGCAAGCGGGUAGAAGGAAUCAUUUCGCUAGGCGACAUAUUCAGGUUCCUGCUAAGCUAAUGGAUACAACAGUAUCAGUAUCAGCAAGAGUAACAGUAAUUGUUUCACAAUUCUUUGAAGCAUAUGAUUGCGAUUUGGCCUCGCGUUUUGAUAAAGUGUAUCAGUGUAAAGAGCAAAGGCAUGUAAAUCUUGAUUGUGUUUUAUAUGUGACUCGACUCAAGCCUAUGUGCUCUUGUUGUUUUGCCACGUGGCAACUAGUUUUAUUUGACAUUUUUUUUUUAAUUGUGGUUUUUGAAUGGUGUUUGUAUUUUAAUUAUUGUAGUAUUUAUAACAGUUUUGCAAUGGUUAAUUUUAGGUAUAAAUAAUAAAAAGAAAGAUUGGUGUUCUAAAA